Erythranthe guttata (spotted monkey flower) is the source of this 3843-nucleotide messenger RNA. Lineage: Eukaryota; Viridiplantae; Streptophyta; Magnoliopsida; Lamiales; Phrymaceae. The record is from RefSeq and is a predicted model, not a curated record.
AUGCCCGAAACUCACGGAUUGCCUCGUAACCUCGUCCAUGUACCUCUAAAGGACUCUCCAUUGAGUGAUUAUGGUGGCUUCUUCGGUGAUUCGGAUAUCCAAGUAAAUCUUGAAGAGAGUGGUGUUUUUUCGGAUUUGUGUGUUGUGAAAGGCACUGAAAUUGGCGUUUCGAUUGUUUCUGUCAGUUUACUAGAAUCAUCGUCCCGGUACUUGAAAGACGAGAUUACUUUGACAGUUGCAGAGGCAAUGUCUCUCGAUCCUCCAUCACCCGUGUAUGUCCUCAUCGGCGCAGUUGUCCGUUAUACCCUCAAAUCCAUCCGUAGUAAUAUGCCACGAGUCGUGAGCCUACCAUCUCCAUUCCAUCACUGGUCAGCCUCAAACUCUUCGGUUGCUGAGGUGGACGGAGAAACGGGUACAGCUCGUGCGUUGAGCUUGGGGGCAACACAAGUUGUUGUUCGAGACACCCGAAUUCUCGGACAGAUGCAGAUAUCAUCUCUCCAUAUUGUCUUGCCCGAUAAUUUGUUGCUAUUUCUGAGGCCACUCUAUCUUUGUGGUGACUGUAAUAUUCCCGCAGCGUCGCGUUGGUAUUUAGUGGCUGGCCAACGAUAUAUCAUUCAUUUAAAGGCUUUAUCGUCGACAGAAACGGGUACGCAUGAGGUUUUUAUAACAGCGAACAACGAGAUUGUGAUUGAUCUGGCUCAUUGGGGGCAGUUUUUCUGCGAUAUUCUCCCGGUUUCUGUUAGAGUUGCUAAUAAGAACAAGUACAGAAUACUAAUUGCGUAUUCAUCUGGAUCGGGAAAGCUUAUAGCGACUUUGGCUUACCGCACUGGGCAUGGUAUUAAGAAAGAAGUUCUCAAGGUUUCUCAAGAAUUCACGGUUUGUGAUCAAGUUGAGUUUGUUAAGGAACGAGCGGGUAACCGUUUUAACAGAAUUCUCCUCCCGUGGGUCCCGGGUGUCUACCAGGAGUUUCAGCUUAAAGCAAGCGGAGGUUGUGCUGUGUUUCCCAGUCACUAUAAAUGGCUAUCUUUAGACGAAGCGGUUGUGUCUGUAUCUGCCUCGGGCAUUGUUAGGGCAAGAAAACCCGGAAAUGCAACUAUUAGAGUAGUGUCGAUUUUCGAUUCACUGAAUUAUGAUGAGAUGGUUAUUGAAGUUUCUGUCCCUUCUUCGAUGAUCAUUCUGCCUAUCUUUCCUGUGGAGGUACCUGUCGGAUCACAUCUUCAAGCUUCUCUGACAUUGAGAGCAUCGAGCGGCGCACUCAAUUCCUCCUCCUCGUCGUACGGCCCUGCUUGCGUAUCGACUCUCAUUUACCCAUCGGGUCCCGGCCGCACCAUCGUGCAUGCAACAUUAAAUAGAGAGAAUCGACACUCGGAAUCUUAUGUCUUGAAUGUUUCCUUACGUGUUGCUGCAUAUUCACCGCUUACUAUACACCAGGCGAGCGACGGGAACCGUUUUGGUGGUUACUGGUUCGAUACGGCUCGUAUUGGAUCUUGGAACGAGCUAGGGAGAUCGGAUGAUGUCAAUCUUGCACUCGGAACUUACUUGGAUGUAAUGCUUUCUGGAGGACCAGAGAGGUGGGGCGAUGAUGUCGAGUUCGUUGAAACUGUGGAUGUAAUCGACGAGGGGAAUACUUAUGCGAAAAGUAGAAUUUUCCUGGAUCGAAUAUCGACCGUUUACGGCAAUUUAUACCGAAUAGGAUGCAAAAGUUUGGAGCCUUUCUCGGUUAUUUUCAGAAGGGGAAACCUAAUGGGCGAAGAGCAUCGUUUUCCAGCUGUAUCCGAAGCUGAAAUGGUGCUUACAUGUAGCUACCCAUCUUAUAUUGUAAUAAUACCCGACGAAGAAUUGAAUGCUCUUCCAGUUAUAUGGUCUGCAAGGGGGGCUGAAAGAACGGCUACAGUAGCCAACGGGCGCGAAAUUCGAAUAUCGGCUGUUGGAAUCAGUAAUUUUGAUAUAGCUUUCGCGAAUUCGUCUUCUUUUACUUUAAGGUGGGAAUUAAGUGGAUGCGAAGGGCUGGCGACUUUCGAUGAUUCGAAAGGGUAUUCGAGCUGGGAAAGGUUUUUGAAAUUGCAAAAUACAUCCGGACGGUGCACCGUGCGCUCCACUAUUGUUGGCUUCAAUGAUUCUCUAAGCAAUCCCGAUUUGUCUAUGUUGCUCGGGAGUUAUGUAGAUCUAACGGCUGCUAUCCAGCUGCAGCUUGUUUCUCCGAUUAGAGUGAGUCCGGAGUUCAGCUUGUUGUUUUUCAGUCCCGUAGCUAGGUUGAAUAUCUCGAUUAUCGGAGGAAGCUGUUACUUUGACGGAUUGGUUAACGAUACUGAAAUUGUGGAAGUCGUACAACAACCUACACAUGGUUGUGACGACUGUUCGCAACUAACAUUGGCUCCGAAAGGCGUGGGCUCUGCACUUGUGACAGUUGGCGAUAUCGGACUCAUUCAUACCCUCUCUGCAUCUUCCACCGUCCGAGUUGCGGAAAUGGACUGGAUCAAGAUUUUAACGGGAGGAGGACGCAUACGCAUUAUGGAGGGAAGUUUCGAGUCUGUAAAUCUUUCGGUUGGGGUUGUUGACGGGCGGGUUUUCGACCCGUCUCAGUACAUUUACAUGGGCAUUCGUGUACAUAUCGAGGAAAAUAUAGUUGAGGUUGUCGACGACUAUGAUUUUUCAAUUUUGCCAGAGAGAUGUGUGCGUGGGCAAAAAUUGGUAUUACAAGCUACACGUGUUGGGGUGACGACCAUAUACCUUAGCGCUACCAAACGUUCUGGACGUAAAAUACUGAGCCAACCGGUUAUGCUGGAAGUAUAUUCUCCACCAAGAUUACAUGCCAGUGAUAUAUUACUUGUACCAGGCUCGUGAUAUACGGUAUUCCAGUACGGAUGAUCAGACAGCCGAAAUUCACAAGUUUUCGGGACGACUUUCUGCGAUUUCACCUGGGAACUGUACCUUAAUUGCCACAAUAUAUGGUGAUGGUGACAUCAUACGUUGCCAAGCAUAUGGAAAAGUUAAAAGUAGGGAUUACUUCGUCAGCGGUUCUAAAUGUUCAGAGUGAGCAGAUUGCUAUUGACCGCACAAUGCCAAUAUAUCCGAGGGAAAUUUAUUUUCCUUUUAUGAGCUCUGUGAUAAUUUCAAGUGGACUGUGGAAGUCAAAGAUGUAUUGAGUGUCCCUCUUCUGAGAUUUUACCUCAUUCUUCACAUGCCUACAAGAAAGGAGAUUCUUUGAGUGAUGAAGGCAUCGAUUAUUCCUUAGUACACGCUAAACGGAAGAUUGGUACUACUACAGAAUCAGGCAAUCGUGUGUGCAUUCGAGCAAAAGACAGGUCAACUGGGAGAGCUGAAGUGGCAUCUUACCCAAAGUGAGAUCCCAAAGCCCAAAGUGAGAUCCCGGCUCUAUUGUAAUCAGCAUCCUCAAUUUCAGACACAAUUUUCAUUUUCAGUCCUCAGGUGCUGGAGGAAUAUAUCUUCACAUGACGCAAGGUCGUCCAUUGUAGAGGAGGUUCAGGGGUUGUUCUCCAUUUAAGGUCAACCAAUAAAGUAUCGUGGGUUCUAAUUUCAUUGAUGCAGGACGUUUUUGGGUUUUAAUUUUUUUUUUUUUUGGGAGAACCAGAUUUCCCAUUGUAGCUGCUCUUCCAGUUCUCUUUCUCUCCAUCGUUUUAAUCAUGCUGAUGCAUCCAUGAUUUAAUCGUGUGUAUGCUUGUUCUCUAUUAAUGUUGCAGUGUUUAUAGCUUGGUUAAAGGGAAAAGAGCAUUGGUUCAUGACAUUUUUGGUAGAUAAGUGAAACAUGUAUUAUAUUUGCUAAACUUCAUAGAGAUAUACAGUUAGGCGACUGUAAAUAUUCAGAGAACUUAUUAAUUCAAA